This is a messenger RNA of Anas platyrhynchos (mallard), 7378 nucleotides long. It is a transcript of the gene MYLK4, whose product is annotated as myosin light chain kinase family member 4. NCBI's taxonomy places the organism in Eukaryota, Metazoa, Chordata, Aves, Anseriformes, Anatidae. Gene Ontology annotation, molecular function: protein serine/threonine kinase activity; ATP binding. The record is from RefSeq and is a predicted model, not a curated record. Gene Ontology annotation, biological process: intracellular signal transduction; protein phosphorylation; positive regulation of apoptotic process. Gene Ontology annotation, cellular component: nucleus.
CCUCUCUAUUUGCUUCAUUUGGAAACAGAUAUGUAUGUAAAAAAAGAAUGGAUUCAAGGCGCUUUCCUUCCUAAAUAAUUCGGGUGUCUCUUCCCUCUGUUUUAGUCAAAUGUAUGAAAGUAGUUUGUUAAUUAGUUGAGCUGGAGUUGCCAAAGUAGCCUGUAUACCUGCGCAGUCUGGAUGGGAAGCCUUUGCAACUGCUAGUGUCCUCAAGCAGCCGAGCAUCAGAGCAUUUUCUCUUCCUACACAAGCCAGCAAAAUGACCACAUCCAGCAGGCAGAGCUCUUCUACAACUAAGGUCAACAACUUGGCCAAAAUAUUUGAUCCAAAUGCUUUGCAAAACCAAGGGCCUGAUACUGCAAUGGAGCCACCCAAAAUUCUUCGUGUUGAAAGCAGUGAUGUCAGCACAUCUGGAAGUUUUAACAUCAUGGAUAUGAAGUUUGCCUCCCUUGAACAAAAAAUAGAUAAGCUGUUGACUCUGCAAGACAAUGUCCUUAAGAAGCUUAACAGUGUUUCUCAAGAAAUCUGUUGCAUAGAAAAAGAUAUUGAGAUUGUAAAAGCAGAGACAUCUGAACCUGGAUCGAGGAUGGAAAGAAACAAAAGUCUAAAAAGUAAUGAAAUGAAGAGGCUUUGCCUUAAAAUGAAAAAAUCUCUUUCUGAUAUAAACAGGAAUGCAGAGCAGCAAGUUAAAAGACUAGAUGGACUGGAGCAAAGCGUUUCUGGAAUACAGAAGCUCGUAGGGCCUCUGGCUGAAAAGGUUAAAACAUUAAUAAUUCAUCAUUCAAGCUUAAAACACCAUGUUCAAAAACGUAAGCUUUAUAAGUUUGGUGAUUACACAAAAGGAGCUGGACAUGGUUUUGGGAUGCAGAUUUUCUCACAGACAACAGCUGGUGCCCUGCUCAAGAAGAAAAUUGAAAAGGACAUCAAAGAAAAGUCACAUUUAAGUGAGACGGGAACAAAUUCUAUAAAAGAGAAGAAACCUCCAGAUUCAACAGAGGGGGCCAUCCAGAAGAGCCAGUCCUGCUCUCAUGAAGAAGAAGUUGAUAAGCUCAACAAGGAAAAUGCUGAGAGGGAAAGUUCUGUUCUGCUUCAAAUGGAUCCUCCCAGACUUCAUCCUGAAGGGAUGCAGAAGGAAGAAAAUUUGGCUGUUGAAAGCUGUGACAGACACAGGAGGAGCUCUGUUCAGAAAUCCUCCACUACAGAAAGGCAGCAAGAAGAAGAAGCUGUUGAUGAUGGUUGUCAAAGGAUAACUGGGCAGGAGAUAGAGAGUGAGUCCCUAACAGAUGGGGAGAGGAAGGAGGAACAUCAGGUAUCUGUAGCUGAAAAACAAGAAGAGAGGAAGAAUGAAGGGGAAGGAGUUGCUGAUAAGAAUGAAAAAAAGGAUAAGGAACCACCAGCACUUUCUCCAAAUCAAGAUGAGGCAGGACAAAGCCAAGAUGAAGAGGCAACAGAGGGAAGGUGUAAAGGCUGCGGAAAAGAUGAUAGUUCUACUCCACCAGCACCAUUUGAUCACCGGAUUGUCUCAGCCAAAAGGGUGGGGAUCAGCAGUUAUUAUAACGUCAACAAGAAUGAAAUCCUGGGAGGAGGGCGAUUUGGUCAAGUGCACAAAUGUGAAGAAAAAGCAACAGGUCUCAAGUUAGCAGCCAAAAUUAUAAAAGCCAGAGGUGCUAAAGAGAAGGAUGAAGUGAAGAAUGAAAUAAGUGUCAUGAACCAGCUGAAUCAUGUGAACCUCAUCCAGCUGUAUGAUGCCUUUGAAUCCAAAAAUGAUAUUGUCCUAGUAAUGGAAUAUGUGGAAGGAGGAGAAUUAUUUGACAGAAUUAUUGAUGAAAACUGCAAUUUGACAGAGAUGGAUACUAUUUCAUUCAUAAAACAGAUCUGCGAGGGAAUUCAGUACAUGCACCAAAUGUACAUUCUUCAUUUGGAUCUAAAGCCAGAGAAUAUCCUGUGUGUGAACCGAGCUGCAAAUCAAAUAAAAAUUAUCGAUUUUGGAUUGGCAAGAAGAUAUAAACCCAGGGAAAAACUUCGAGUUAACUUUGGGACUCCAGAAUUUCUUGCUCCUGAAGUCGUGAAUUAUGAGUUUGUCUCCUUUCCUACAGACAUGUGGAGUGUAGGAGUCAUUGCUUACAUGCUCCUCAGUGGAUUGUCUCCCUUUUUGGGUGAUGAUGACAAUGAGACCCUCAAUAAUAUUCUGGCCUGCAGCUGGGAUUUUGAAGAUGAGGAAUUUCGAGGUGUUUCUGAUCAGGCCAAAGAUUUCAUCUCAAAGCUUCUCAUCAAGGAAAAAUGCUGGAGAAUAAGUGCAACUGCAGCCUUAAAACACCCCUGGUUAUCAGACCACAAGCUCCACUGCAGACUCCAGAAGAAGGCUAAAGGCACCUGUGUGUCCCAAGCACCCCCGGCUCCAUAAUCCCUCUGAAAGAGCUGCCAAACAGAAGAAAAGCUGCUGUGUGGUUACUGCUGCUAAGAGAUUUGAAAAUAUCAGCAGUCUUGGUGCUUUACCCCCCUGCCAUGACCGAGUCUUUUACUAAAUGGACCAACAGCAUUUUAGCUGCAGGAUAAAUCCCAGCAUUGCUGAGCUGCUGCUUCUCUAUUCAGCUCUCAAAAGAAGGAAAGUAUUUCUCCAGUUUGAGGAAGGUGUCUCUUCUGGAGCACCACGUUCUCCAUGUCUGGGAGUGCCACAUUUGCUUGGUUUCACAAAAAUCUUUUCUCUAUCUUGCCUUCAUGAGGGUCAUUUAGUUUUCAAAGCUUGUUAGGAUUCAAAUUAUCAGGUUAAAUUGACUGUUUCUUCUCAGGCAGAAGGCAAAUUGGCACUGUGUUAUAUGUGUAGCCAAAAAUGAUUUGACACUGCAAUCAAAUAAUAGGAAAAACAGACAAACAAACAAAGAGCCAAUUUAAAGCUGCGUUAUGUAGAUUUGAAGUUUGUUUUUCCUGUCAUCCUAAAAUGAGCUAAGGAUUAGCUCAAUGAAAGUUAAAGCCAUGAUAAUGUACUGCCAAUGGAAGUGAGAAAUUAGGCUUUCCUUGCAGGUAGGUGGAUUUGCUGCAACCAUGAUGCAUUUUAGGAUUUUUUUUAGCCUGUUGAAUUACUGUUCAUUUUAAAUACUCUUGUAUUCAUUCAACAAGAAAGAAAACAAGGCACUAAUCACUCAUACCCAUGCAGGAUCUUUUCUCCAUUAUGCAAGUGUAACUCAGAGCUGCUCCUCAUAACCUCUGUUUUUCUAGUUUUCAUUUCUUAUAUUGCUACCAAGUCCUUCUGACUCCUAAGUAAGGAAAAAAAUGGGAAUCAAAACAGCUGAAUUCUUUACCUGAUAUUGUUUGAGUAUGGCUCUUCAUUAAGUGAAUCUGAAUCUUACUGGCCUAUGCUGCGAGGUUAAAAUAAGAAUUAUUCCCUGCUGUAUAUGGCUUUCUCACUGCUUGGUUUCAGAACUACAUACAUGCAAAAUAUAGCAAGUAUUUUAUUCCAUGAUGCUCACAUAUCGCAGUGCCGUUAGGUUUUCUUUGAUUAAUCCAGUUCUGAUCAAACAUAUUAACAUAAAAAUAUCUAUAUAUUUAUCUAUACAUUUCAUACAUAUUUAUAUUUGAAUUAUGUCUUUUAUUAAAGGGGAUCAACAUAAAGACAAAACUCAACAGCGUUAUUCAUCACUACCCAAUGCAUUGUUUUCAUACCUUUGUCCUUUCUGAAUAGCACUCAUAUAUGAAAUAAAAGGGGCCCACUAAUGGGACAUCACAUCACGACAUCCUCUAUAGCCAGUUUGAUCCAAUGCUUUAACGCCAUUGUAGUAGAUCUGUUGAGACUGCUUCUGUAAACAAACAGGGCUUUUACAGCUGUGAAAUCUAAGAAAUAGACGUGUUGUAAUAGUUGUUGCAAGUAGAUGAGAACCAUUACUACAAUCACGCAACGUUUUACCAUGUAACUAUGAUACCAUGUAGAGCACUGCCACCUCAAAAUCCUUAUCUGUAGUCUUAACUGAAGUAAAUGUUGACUAGCAGAAAUGGAAGUCUCUCUGGGAAAGUUGCUCUUGAGCAGCCUCAAAGCAAGGAAACCAGAAUAUGACCUUGAGAUUGAAACUAGUUUGCUUAUUUUUAGUCACCAUUCAAGUUUCCAUGUGCAAACAGAGAAGCUACCUUUCUGUUAGGGCUGGAAUUCCCACUCCUGUCUGAUUACCUUCUUAAACAGUUAGCUUUUUGUGCAGUAAACAACUCAAUGGUCAUACCAACAUACAGCAGGCUAACUUUGGAAUGACAAGAUCUCAUUGUGCACUUCAGUGCCAGUAUUAUAGGUUUGAAUUUUGUUUUUCCUGUGGUGGACAUUUACAUGAGUAUGAAUAAUUGCAUGUCAUUUUGACUCUUAGUAACUAUACUAAAAUAACAGUGUGACUAUAGUCUUAUCUGGUUUGUUGAUCAGUUAAACUAAGAGAAUUUAUCAUUUGUAGAUCUGUGCAGCUGAGUUGUGAUGCAGAGCUUCAUGCCAUAAGGAUCAGCCACAUGUUAGGGCGCGUUGCACUAAGUCAGGCACUGAUACUCCAGGACUCUACUGGGGAACGUGGCCUCUUGCACACAGCCACAGAGAUCAUCUGUAGAGCUCUCUGUCAGAAAUACACACAUGUAAAUUACUAGGGAGGGUGGACAUAUUUCACCUGCUUUGAGAGGGAAGGCCCUUUCGAAAGGCACAAAUCAAGGAGGGGCUACCUUUCUACUUCCUUGCUUGUGCAACUGGGCAGGGUGCUAAUAUUUUCGAGGGAUUUAAAUUCCACUGUCACUAACGUGGAUAAUGAUGGUCACAUUCUUGAGUCUUGUCUGUAAACUGCCCCACUGCUCCUGUAACGAGGGAUGAAGCAGGGAUGGGACAGUUGCAGGUGGUUUGACUGCGCGAGUGUCUGCAGUGACUGAUGUCUGGCACAAGCACAGGACUACAGGUGUCCAGCUGAGGAGGAAAAAUCCCAAGCAUACUUCUUGCUAUUGCCCCAAAGACUCUAGAUUUAAAGCAUUAUGUGCAUAAUGUGCAUUAUUAAGAUCUUAAGUGUUAUUAAGGGUAAAAAACAACUGCACUGCUGCAUAAUUAUCAUUACUAUGUGUAGUGGUGUGCCUGAGAAAAGUUUCUCCAGAGAUGCUUGUUUGUAUCUUUGCUGACUGUAGCAGUUUAGUUAAAUAAUACUUGACACAGCUCCAUUUUAGUGCCUUCCUAAUUGUGUCUCGUUGCACUUUGAGCAGCAUGCUGUUCUGUGUGUGUGUAAGUUUGUUGUUGAUUGUUUUCCUUAAAUAUAUUCUAUAAUGACUAAAGACUGCUAUAAUAAGUUAUUGUUUUGACACAUCAUUAUUUAUUUUCUACUAGGUAACAAUAAGUUGGUUAAGUUCUAAUAAGUCAACUGCAUCUAUGUGAGUUUGCUUAUUGUUCAUUUUUGUUGCAUAUCGGUUUGAGAGACUUUAUUUGGAAACUGUGAACUUCCGUGCCUGAGAGCGGGUUUAGGUGUGAAGGGCACUUUACUUUAGCUGUAGUUACUGCAUUCAGCUCUAUAACCACAGACAGUCAGAGGCGGCUGCAGGUUCUGCAAGAAUCACAAGGGAACAGAAUGAUCUGGAAACAUCAGUUGUGUUGGAAGGGAUAAAGUGCCAAGAUGAAGUAUUUGUUCUGCGUAUGCCAUUGUAUUCUUCCAGAUGUGCAAAUUAGAGGUCAUACCAUUGGAACAGAGUGAUUUAUAUCAGGCGAUGACUUGACCCCAAGUUUGCAUACGGACUCACUGCUAGGCUGCAGCAAGGAAAAGAACUUUCUGUUCACACAGGCAACUUCAACAACUACAUUACACAGCAACCCUUCUGCAGGAAUGACCUGUGGGAAUUCACAGGGAGCUGAAGGCACUCUCUGGCUGCCAAGUUCUCCCAUGGUCUUGGAGGUAACUUUACUUAGGGAAGCACAACUUAAUUCGUGCAGUACUUGUGAGAAUUAGAAUGCUGUUAUUCCUAAUUCUGUAGAUAACAGCAGAGAGACUCGGCUAGAUAAAACCUCAGAGUUUUGCUCAGGAUAUACUAGAGUAGUCUAACAUUAGCAUCAGAGUUAUAAGCAAAUUUGUUUCAUUCAAGGUGGGAUGCUAGUGGCUUUCCAACAAUUUUUUACAUGUUGAACAACCUGGAGGCGAUGAAAUGGGUAAAAACCUCUACCACAUAAAUAUUUCCAUACUAUCGAAUCCAUAUUUGUGCAAACCUGGAGCCAGUCACUCCCCUGAGUACCCUCGUAGAGUAAGCAGCUGGCAAUCUGUGACAGUCUGGUCUGGAGAUUAUAACAGAAGCUACGUUUUAAUUUCUUUUUCAUAUUCCUUCUAAUGACAGAAGUGGAAUAAACUUAAAGCCUAAGCUAAACUCUUCUAUAACUUGAUUCCUAUCAGGAAUAACAGUGCAGCUCCACAGAUUUAAACAAGGGAAGCGCUUGGUCCACAUUUUGAGAUACAAGUAGCACAAGAGCCCAGUUUAAUCUCCCCUCCUCACCAAAAAAUAAAAAUAUAAAAAUAAGUUUAAAAAAAAAAAAACAAAACACAACACUACUUUGCCCUAGUCCUCAGCAGUUAAAAUACAAAGAACCUUACUUUUUAGCAGUUGAAGUAGUUCAGUGAAGAUACAUUUUUCUGCAGUGGUUAAAUUGCUGUAGUAAGGGUCAAGAUAUUUUAGCAUCUUCAGUUCAGUGCUGAUAUUACUGGCAGUGUCUUUCAGCAAAAUGGUCCCCGCCAGCAAGUGUUCUGCUUUUUGCCACUGAUGGGGAUCUGAAAACUGCCCAUCCCCUUCCCUUGGCCUCACCAGUAAGCAGAGCAUUUCAUAGUUUGUGGUGCCUUAAUAUAAGAUAAGGAUUGUAAUUCUGCUUCGUGUCAAGCCCGCAGUGGUGAUGAAUGAGCACCGAUGCUCCAAACUCCUUCCUGCUUUCGAGGAGGAUGCUGCAUUUUCACAUCCUACUUCUGCUGUCACUGAUAUAUACUUGUCCUCAUGUCUCAUGUGAAUAAAACUAAACACUGCAUGAAUCCAUUUAGGGACAUUAGACUCUUUCACCUUCCAUGAAGGCUUAAUAGCUGAACAACUAACUACCUGUUUCAAGUAUUAGAUGAAGACUGGUAGAUAUAAUGCUUUGUAAAUACGUUGUUUAGCUAUGUCAGUAGAGUUAGCAAUCACAUUUUGGUGUGGCAGAACUAAUGUUUGUGUACCCCACAGCAACUUCUCUUAGAUGACAGGCGUAUGAGAACUAAAUCACAAAGCAUGUGGAUUUUCAUGUACCGUAUCGUUUUCCUUGCACAUCUGGUUUUGUAGAUUAACUCAUGUAUCUCUGGUACGUGUUCUUUUGUGAAAAACAUAAAGCAACCUUGUAAACAGAUGACAGGAAUAAAUGCUGAUUUUGUUUACUCCA